This is a messenger RNA of Xenopus laevis (African clawed frog), 14290 nucleotides long. RefSeq names its product dynein, axonemal, heavy chain 2 L homeolog (gene dnah2.L). The transcript is spliced from 89 exons. Lineage: Eukaryota; Metazoa; Chordata; Amphibia; Anura; Pipidae. Bases 501 to 13982 code for a protein of 4493 amino acids. The record is from RefSeq and is a predicted model, not a curated record.
UCUAGUGUCUCUCUUGUCUCUCUAGUCUCUCUCUUGUCUCUCUCUUGUGUCUUUCUCUUGUCUCUCUUGUCUCCAGUGAGAUUUGACCGUUUGCAUAAAAUGAUUUUGAAAGUCCAAACCCGCGGCAAAAAUAACUCAAAUCCCUACAUUGGUGGGUUUGGACUCUUAAAACCCGCCACUACAUUUUAAAACUAUCUCAAUUUAAUGGUAAACCCAUCAACCUGGCAACCCUAGAAUAACCAAAACACUCCCAUAGACAUGGUGCUAUCUCAUUGGCCAGCGCCUCCGUCAGUCAUCGCCUCGCUGCGCUGAAUGGUUUCCUGCACUGUCUGUUCUGCCUCCCACUGUUCGUCCCGCCUCUUGCACGCCUGUUGCCAAGGGAACGCGUCUAGAGCAACCGCAGGGACUUGUGUGUGUACAGUAGUGUGACUAUUCCAUUCCAUAUAAUACACUGAGCUACACACGGGGACCGACACACACAGGGGUGUCGGGCUGCAGACAUGUCAGACACAGACGUUGUCACUGGGAUGCCCGAGGCCAGCGUUGUGACCCAAGUUGAUGAAGGAGAAGAUCUCACAGAAGGAGAAGUGAUGGAAAACACAAGUAAGCAGCAUCUGGAAACCACUGAGCCCGAGAGGGAUGAGAGCUCCAUACCUACUGCCAUUGAGGAGUACUUGGAUCUGAAACCAAAUCUGAAGCAGAGGCUUGUCCUGAGCCAGCUGAGAGUGGAUUCGUGGACAGAAGAGUUGGACGCGGCCCUUGAUGGCUUUGCGUCGGAUGUUACCCAGAGAACGCUGGCCGUAUACUUUGACCCUCACAUGGGGCUGAGGGUAGAGGCAAACCUGCCGGCACAGAAUGUGGAGCAGUUAAUGUACUUUAUCCGCAAGGAGGGCGCCAGUCUCAGGCCAGAGAACCUGGAGGAAACGCUGCAGUUUGGUUCAGUUCGAGGCACAUCCAUCGUGGCCCUGCUCCGACUCAUGAACGGACUUUAUGCGCCCUACAUAUUCAGCAACACCACCUGGCCGGAGAGUAUACGCAACAACUUCUCUGCCCACGUGCACCGCUUCCUGGCUGCGCUCACAGAUGCGCGGUACAAACUGCAGGGUCAGACCGUCCUCUACGUUCCCAUGGAGGCCUUGCACCUAGAUGUGGGCGUGGCCGUGAAAGACAAGGAUCUUGUGCAGCGGUUGGAAACCGCUAUGGUCCAUUGGACCCGCCAGAUCAAAGAGGUUCUCAGCGCCCAGGAAGCUGUGGAGAUUGGGGAGAGUUCGGGCCCCUUGGAAGAGAUUGAGUUUUGGAGGGACCGAUGCGCAGACCUGUCCGGGAUCAGCAAGCAGCUCGACCAACCUGGGGUCAAACACAUUGAGAUGAUUCUGGAAUUAGCAAAGUCUUCCUAUGUGGGGCCCUUUCAUAAACUGGCCAAACAGAUCCAGGAGGGCUCCAUCCAGGCUCAGUCCAACCUCUCCUUCCUAUCAGUACUAAAGGAGCCCUUUGAAGAGCUGACAACCCUAAAGCCGAAGGACAUCCCAUCAAAGCUUCCCCGACUUCUAAGUCUGGUCCGGGUCAUCUGGGUCAAUUCGCCCUUCUACAACACUCGGGAGAGACUCACCUCGCUGUUUCGCAAGGUCAGUAAUGAGCUGAUCCGGCUGUGCAGUCAGCAGGUGUCCCUAGAGCGUAUAUUUCAAGGCUACGUGAUGUCCAGUCGGCAGUUGCUAAAGGAUUGUAUCAUGUGCUGUAUUGCUUGGAAGGAGCAUUACCUGACUGCCGCCAGCAUCCAUCACAGGUUUUCAAAAACUGGAUGGGUUUUGGAUCAAACCAGUAUAUUUGCUCAAGUGGAUGCAUUCAUACAGCGCUGUAAGGAUCUCCUGGAGGUGUGUUUGUGUCAGGAGCAGUUUGCCCGCUGGCAGGAUGGCCAACAGAGCCAACUUCCUUGCUUUUCUGGGGCCCAGGGGCCACACAUUACACGCAGCCUGCUGGAGAUAGAGGAGACCUUCCACAAGAACCUGCUGCAGCUCAAGUCUGUUAAGAAAACCAUCCUGGAUGUAAAGAAUACGUUGUGGCACGAUGACUAUAACAGGUUUCGGGCCGGUGUGAAGGACCUGGAGGUAAUGAUGCAGAAUCUGAUCAACACGGCGUUCGAGACGGUGCACGGAGUUGAAGAGGGUGUAGAACUUCUGGAUGUUUUUCAUCAUCUCUCAGCCCGGGAGGCCAUAAAGCGGACGUUUGAUAAGAAGACAGUACAAGUGUAUGAGCUGUUCAAGGAUGAGCUGGAUCUCGUCAACAAGGAGCUGGGAAAGAAGCUGCCCAUGCUGCCCCCCCACAUGUGCCGCCUUGCUGGGCAAGCACACGCUAUCCGAGGCCUGAGACGACGUAUAGACAGGUCCAUGCAGAGCCUUGCUAGCGCCCACUUUAUACCACGCAUUGGCAUAGGGGAGGAGACCGUGCAGGAUUACCAGCAGCUGGCACAGAAGCUAGAUGAGCUUAUGAGAAAGCUGUUCAGUGAGUGGUCCCUAGCAGCUGACAAACAAUCAAUGAGGCGGCUGGACACCCCGCUCAUGGCAAGAAGCCCUGAGAAAGUCGGAAUGCUGGAUGUGAACUUUGACAAGAGCCUGCUCAAGAUGUUUGUGGAAAUCCACUACUGGGAGCGGCUCCAGUUUGAAAUCCCGCACUAUGUGGUGGAGAUAUAUCAGAGGAAGGAAGAGCUGAGGAACCUGCGGGAAAAUGUGCUGCUGGUGGUGAGGGCAUAUAACAGGAUUAUAGCGGCUUUAUCACAGGAAGAACGGGGUUUGUUCAGAGAAAGAAUCCGCUUCUUAGAUAAGAAGAUCCAGCCUGGGCUCACCAAGUUACAUUGGUCUUCUAAGGGAGCUUCCACCGCUUUCAUCAAUGAUUGUCUACUACACGCCAGCAGGGUACAACAGAUUGUGGAUAAUUACAAGCUUGCCAAUGAGAAGAUUUCUCAAUGUGCCCAAAAGAUCAGUGAAUUGUUGCUUCUCCAUAUUGAUGGGAAAAGAGUCUUCAGAGACAAUGAAUUCCAGGAGGUCCAGGAGGGACACAGGAGGGCUGCCGAGACUCGUCUGCACAAUUUCCAUGAGGAUAUCUGUGGCGUCAUGAGGGCCACCUAUGAAGUGUUCAAGGCCGAUGGUCCAGAGGUCCAGCAACACUGGAUGAUUUACACAGACAAAAUGGACCGAAUGGUGGAAGAAGCCUUCAGACUGAAUGUUAAGAGGUCGUUACAAGAGCUUUCUAAAGCCAUAAAUGGGGACAACAAGACCACUGCAAACCCGCUCUUCAGGGUUAUGGUCAUUCUGCAAAAUGACCUGCCAGGUGCCACUGCCCAGGUGGAGUUCUCACCCUCCCUACAGCAGUUGGCUCUCAUCAUGAGUAACACGUGCAGCGAAAUCCUCAACACCAUCUCCAACUUUAGGCGGCUGCCAGAUGUCCUCACCAAGAAGAAAUCCCAGCGGGAACCCAUUUAUGUGGUUGUAGAGCGAGAUGAAGAGAUCAAGAAAAUAUUGGCUCAGAUCAAUGGUGGGGUUUCUGUUAAUGCUGGUCUUCUACAGGCCUACCUGAAAACAUGGGACUCCUUCCGAAUGAUCUGGGAGCUCAACAAGGAUGCAUUUAUACGGCGGUACCAGCAUCUCAACCCCAUUGUGUCUGCUUUUGAUGCUGACAUAGCCCGUUACACCGAAGUUGCCAAUAAUGUCCAGAAACAGGAGACCGUUCAGCAUAUCCAAUUUGUGCUCCUGGACUGCAGCCACCUCAAGUAUGCCUUAGUCCAGCACUGCAAUGAGUGGCAAAACAAAUUCACUGGACUGUUGAGUCACAUGGCAAGUGGGAAGCUCAUGGAACUGCAUGCUUACCUGAGGGGCAAUGCUGACAGAGUGUUGCAACCCCCUCAGACCCUGGAGGAGCUAGCACAGAGCCUUCAGCUUUAUGAUACCCUUCAGAAUGAUCUCACCAAGGUCCAGAGUCAGAUCCCUCCAAUACACGAGCAGUUUGCAAUCCUGGAGAAGUAUGAAGUUGUAGUGGAUGAGGCUGUUUUGCAGACACUGGCUUCAUUGAAUGGGGCAUGGAUAUCGUUCCAGCAGAGCCUUAUAGACAGUGACUCCAUGCUGAAGAAGUCCAAGGAGAAGUUCAAGACCAAUCUUAUCCACACAGCUGAAGAAUUCAAGAAAAAGACUCAUUCUCUGCUUGAAGAGUUUACAGCCAAAGGUCCUUUCUCCAGUUUGUUAGGCUGUGAGCCAGCACUGGAACAGAUCAGUACCACCCGCCAGCUGAUGGAAACCUUAAAGGCAGAGGAGAACACCAUUCGCUCAGGUCUUGGCAUGUUCAAGAUAGAACAGCCCAACUCUAAGGACUUACGGGCUCUUGAAAAGGACCUGGACUCCCUGCAGUUGGUUUGGGAAGCUACACAUGAGUGGGAGCAGCGCUGGGAAGAGUGGAAAUCAGGAAUCUUUCUCACCUUGCAGACAGAGCUUAUGGAGAGCACAGCACAGGGCCUAUACAGGAGGCUGAGCAAGCUAAGCCGGGAGUUGAAGGAGAAGAACUGGGAAAUAGUGGAGACAUCAAGGCAUCGUAUUGACCAGUUCAAGAGGACUAUGCCACUAAUUGCUGACCUGAGAAACCCGGCCCUGCGAGAAAGGCACUGGAGUCAGGUCAAGCAGGAGAUCCAUGGCACAUUUGACGAGACAGCAGAAGACUUCACACUGGAGAAGAUUGUGGAGCUUGGUCUGGAUCAGCAUGUGGAGAAGAUCAGUGAGAUUUCUACCUCUGCCACAAAAGAACUGUUUAUUGAACAGGGACUGGAGCAUAUCUCAAAAACCUGGGAAGCCACAUUCUUGGACAUUGUGCCAUAUAAAGACAAGGGCCAUCACCGACUGAGAGGAACAGAUGAUGUCUUUCAGGCCUUAGAAGACAACCAAGUGGCCCUUUCCACCAUGAAAGCCUCUCCGUUUGUAAAAGCUUUUGAACAUGAUGUGGACAGAUGGGAGCGCUGUCUGUCUCAUAUCUUAGAGGUCAUUGAGAUGAUCCUUACGGUACAGAGACAGUGGCUUUACCUGGAGAGCAUCUUCACUGGGGAGGACAUCAGGAAGCAGCUGCCCCAAGAGUCUGCCGAGUUUGAUGAUAUCAAUGUCAGCUGGAAGGUUAUUAUGGGCAGACUGACUAAAGAUAACAAUGCCCUACGCGGGACCCAUCAUCCAGGUCUUCUGGAGAAGCUUGGGGAGAUGAACGGGGUCCUGGAGGGGAUCCAGAAGUCCCUGGAUAUGUAUCUGGAAACCAAGCGCCAUAUCUUUCCCAGGUUCUACUUCAUAUCCAACGAUGACCUCUUGGAAAUCCUGGGACAAUCCCGUAACCCAGACGCAGUCCAACCGCACCUUAAGAAGUGCUUUGAUAACAUAAAGUCCCUCAAGAUCCAGAAGGCUGGACUUAGCAGCAAGCAUGAGGCGGCAGGAAUGUUCUCAGCCGAGGGGGAAUAUGUGGAUUUCACACACCCAGUUCUACUUGAAGGACCUGUGGAGGCCUGGCUCUGUGAUAUUGAGCGCACCAUGCGCUGGACAUUAAAGGAGCUUCUGAGGAACUGCAGACUGGCCCUGAAGAAGAUGAGCAGCAAGAGGGACAAGUGGGUGAAAGAGUGGGCUGGGCAGAUGCUGAUCACCUCCAGUCAGAUUCAGUGGACUGCCGAUGUCACCAAGUCUCUCAUGGCUGCCAAAGAACGUGGAGAGAAGAAGAUCCUGAAGAUCAUGAAGAAGAAGCAGGUGUCCAUGUUGAAUAAGUACUCUGAUGCUAUCCGCGGUAACCUGACCAAGAACCUGCGGCUAAAGUUGGUUGCCCUGGUGACGGUGGAAGUCCAUGCCAGGGAUGUGAUUGAUAAGAUGCUGAGGAGUGGGUGCAUGGACGUGGCGUCGUUUGAUUGGCUGAGCCAACUGCGUCUGUACUGGGACAAGGAUAUAGACGACUGCAUCAUUAGACAGACUAACACUCAGUUCCAGUACGGAUAUGAAUAUUUGGGGAAUUCCGGCCGCCUCGUCAUUACCCCUCUAACUGACAGGUGCUACAUGACCCUCACCACUGCUCUGCACUUGCACCGGGGUGGUUCCCCAAAGGGCCCAGCGGGUACCGGAAAGACUGAAACUGUUAAGGAUCUGGGGAAAGCCCUGGGCAUGUAUGUGAUUGUGGUGAACUGCUCCGAAGGACUGGAUUAUAAAUCCAUGGGAAGAAUGUACUCCGGCCUGGCUCAGACUGGAGCCUGGGGCUGUUUUGAUGAGUUUAACCGCAUUAACAUUGAGGUCCUGUCGGUGGUGGCCCAGCAGAUCCUGUCCAUCCUGACCGCUCUUUCUGCCAACCUCACCCGCUUUGUGUUUGAAGGACGUGAGAUCAAUUUGGUGUGGUCUUGUGGCAUUUUCAUUACCAUGAAUCCAGGUUAUGCCGGACGCACAGAACUGCCCGACAACCUCAAGUCCAUGUUCCGUCCCAUCUCCAUGGUGGUUCCCGACUCAACCCUCAUAGCUGAGAUCAUCCUUUUUGGCGAGGGGUUUAACAACUGCAAGGUGUUGGCUAAGAAGGUGUAUACUCUAUACUCACUGGCUGUGCAGCAGCUUUCCAAGCAGGAUCAUUAUGAUUUUGGUCUGAGGGCUCUGACCUCCCUCCUUCGCUACUCAGGCAGGAAAAGGAGGCUGCAGCCCAACCUGUCAGACGAGGAGGUCUUGAUCAUGGCCAUGAAGGAUAUGAAUGUGGCCAAGCUGAGCUCCGUGGACUUGCCUCUGUUCAGCGGCAUCAUGCAGGAUCUGUUCCCGGGCAUUGAAACACCAACUGUUGACUAUGGCAAGCUACGAGAACAAAUUGAGCAAGAACUGAAGCUGUCCGGCCUGCAGGUCACCCCCUUCACUGUCUCCAAAGUCAUCCAACUGUACGAGACCAAGACUUCUCGUCACUCCACGAUGCUUGUGGGUAGGACCUGCAGUGGUAAGACCAGCAUCUGGCGCUGCCUCCAGGGAGCUCUGUCCUCCCUCAAUAAGACUGGUGAUACCAACUACAAUCAAGUACGGGACUUUCCCCUCAAUCCCAAAGCUUUGUCACUGGGAGAACUGUAUGGCGAAUAUGAUCUAACAACUAACGAAUGGACUGAUGGGAUCCUCUCUAGUCUCAUGCGAACGGCAUGUGCAGAUGACCGGCCUGAUGAAAAGUGGAUUGUGUUUGAUGGGCCAGUAGAUACUUUGUGGAUUGAGAGCAUGAACUCUGUGAUGGACGAUAACAAAGUACUGACCCUUAUCAAUGGAGAGAGGAUAGCAAUGCCUGAGCAGGUUUCCCUGCUGUUUGAGGUUUCAGACCUCGCAGUUGCGUCUCCAGCCACCGUGUCCCGUUGCGGUAUGGUUUACACAGAUCAUACCAGUCUGGGGUGGAGGCCGUAUGUCCAGUCAUGGCUAGAAAAGCGCCAGAAGGCUGAAGUGGAAACACUGCAACGUAUGUUUGACAAAUACAUGGAAAAGAUUCUGGAGUUUAGGAGAUCCAAAUGCAAGGAGUUAGUUCCUCAAGAGGAAACUUGUGGGGUCAUAUCACUGUGCAAGCUGUACGAUGCACUGGCAACACUGGAAAACGGGGUCAAUCCAGCAGACCCUGAAAGCUACAGCCGAAUGGUCGAGCUCUGGUUCCUCUUCUGUCUGGUCUGGUCAGUCUGCGCCUCCGUGGAUGAGGACGGGAGGAGGAAAAUUGAUAAUUACUUGAGAGAAAUUGAGGGAAGCUUCCCGAGCAAGGACACUGUGUAUGAAUAUUAUGUGGAUCCUAAAACCAAGAACUGGGUCUCCUUUGAAGACAAAUUACCAAAGGGUUGGAGAAUCCCCCCUAACGCCCCGUUUUAUAAGAUUGUUGUACCAACUGUGGACACUGUACGGUACCAAUUCAUUGUCAACGCUCUGGUAUCACACCAAAGCCCAGUUCUUCUUGUGGGUCCAGUGGGCACAGGAAAGACCUCCAUUGCUCAGAGUGUGCUUCAGUCCCUGGAUUCUAGCAAGUGGGCAGUUCUGACAGUCAACAUGUCUGCGCAGACAACCACUAACAAUGUUCAAGACAUCAUUGAGAGUCGCGUGGAGAAGAGAACAAAGGGAGUCUAUGUCCCUAGUGGGGGGAAGCACCUAAUUACCUUUUUGGAUGACUUCAAUAUGCCAGCCAAAGACACCUUUGGCUCUCAGCCCCCACUUGAGUUGCUUCGGCUAUGGAUUGACUAUGGCUUUUGGUAUGAUCGUCAGAACCAGAGCAUCAAAUAUAUCAAGGACAUGUUCAUCAUGGCAGCAAUGGGACCUCCGGGUGGAGGCCGUACUGCCAUUUCUUCCCGACUGCAGAGCAGGUUCAAUUUAAUCAAUAUGACCUUCCCUUCGGAGUCACAGAUCAAGCGCAUUUUUGGCACCAUGAUGAGCCAGAAGCUGCAGGAUUUUGACGAGGAAGUAAAACCAGUUGGGGAUAUGAUCACUCAAGGCACCAUGGAGCUGUAUAAUGCCAUCACCCAGAGGUUCCUCCCAACCCCAGCUAAGAUCCACUACUUGUUCAACCUGAGGGACAUUUCUAAGGUGUUCCAGGGCAUGCUGCGCGCCCAACGGGAUCUCCACGACACGAAGCAGAGCAUCACCAGGCUUUGGGUGCACGAAUGCUUCAGAGUCUUUUCCGAUCGUCUAGUGGACUCGUCAGACACCGACGCCUUUGUGACAAUUCUGAGCGAGAAGUUGGGAUCUCUGUUCAAUCUGACCUAUCACAACCUGUGUCCCAGCAAACAGCCCCCAGUGUUUGGCGACUUCCUUCGGGAACCUCCUGUCUACGAAGAUAUAACAGACUUCCAGGCAUUAAAAACCUUCAUGAACCGCCAGCUACAGGAGCAGAGCCAGCGUCCGGGGGCGGGAGCCAAGAGUUUGGUUCUAUUCACAGACGCAGUCCAACACGUCACCCGCAUUGUGAGAGUGAUUGGGCAGCCCCGGGGCAACAUGUUGCUUGUUGGCAUUGGAGGAAGCGGCAGACAGAGCCUGGCCCGGUUGGCAUCGUAUAUUUGUGACUACAGGGUGUUCCAGCUGGAGGUGACAAGGGGAUACCGCAAGCAGGAGUUCAGGGAAGACAUCAAGAGACUGUACCGCUUGGCUGGGGUGGAAGAUCGUCCUUCCGUCUUCCUCCUGACGGACACUCAGAUCACCGACGAGUCUUUUCUUGAGGACGUCAAUAACAUUCUGAGCUCUGGAGAGGUCCCUAAUCUCUACAAGUCGGAUGAAUUCGAGGAGAUUAAGAAUUCCCUAUCAGAGAAAGCUCGUGAGCAGAAUGUUCCGGACACACCUGAGAGUCUAUUUAACUUCCUUAUAGAGCGAGUGCGGAACAACUUGCACAUAGUCCUGUGUAUGAGUCCUGUCGGCGACCCCUUCAGAAAUCGGAUCCGUCAGUAUCCAGCGCUUGUCAAUUGCACAACCAUAGACUGGUUUUCUGAGUGGCCACAGGAGGCGCUGUUAGAGGUGGCACAGAGAUAUCUAGAGGGAGUCCAGCUGGGAGCCAUCGAUGGAAUUCAAGGGAAAGUGGCCCGGAUCUUUGUGACUAUGCAUCGCUCCGUGGCUGAAUUCUCCCACAGGAUGAAGCUGGAAGUGAGGAGGCACAACUACAUCACUCCCACCAGUUACCUCGAGGUGGUAUCUAGAUACAAGAGUCUUCUGGCCGAGAAGCGCAAGGAACUGGGGGACAAGGCCACAAAGCUCCGCAAUGGGCUCUUUAAGAUUGACGAGACCCGGGAGAAAGUGGAGAAGAUGUCGGAGCAGCUGGCGGUGGCCAGGAGUAAGGUGGCCGAGUUCCAGAAGCAGUGUGAGGAGUAUCUGGUCAUCAUUGUCCAGCAGCGACGUGAGGCCGACGAGCAGCAGAAGACGGUGGCUGCUCACAGCGAGAAGAUUGCGGCAGAAGAAAUAAAGUGCAAGACUCUUGCUGACAAUGCACAGAAGGAUCUGGAGGAGGCACUGCCGGCCUUAGAGGAGGCCAUGAGGGCGCUGGAGUCACUGAACAAGAAGGACAUGACGGAGAUCAAGUCAUACGGACGUCCCCCAGCGUUGGUUGAGACAGUCAUGCAGGCGGUCAUGAUCCUUAGAGGCAAUGAACCAACCUGGGCUGAAGCCAAGAGACAGUUGGGGGAGUCCAACUUUAUUAAGCAGCUCAUCCACUUUGACAAGGACAACAUCUCUGACCGAGUCCUGAAGAAGAUUGGGCAGUACUGCAUUUUGCCCGACUUCCAGCCGGACAUCAUCGGAAAGGUGUCUCUGGCCGCUCGCUCCCUUUGUAUGUGGGUGCGGGCCAUGGAGGUGUAUGGUCGGCUGUUCCGAGUGGUGGAACCCAAACGUGCCCGGAUGAAUGCGGCAAUGAAUCAGCUGGCAGAGAAACAGGCAUCACUGGCAGAAGCACAGAACAAACUGAGAGAGGUAGCCGAGCGCCUGGAGCAGCUGAAGACUCAGUAUGAUGAGAAGUUGGCACAGAAAGAAGCGCUGCGAGCUGAGGCCGAACUCAUGGAACUGAAACUUCAAAGGGCGGGAACCUUAGUGACUGGAUUGGCCGGGGAGAAAACCCGAUGGGAAGAGACUGUAAAGGGCCUGGAUGAGGAUCUCGGGUUGCUGGUGGGUGACUGUCUCUUGGCCUCUGCGUAUCUCUCUUACAUGGGGCCGUUCCUCUCCAGUUACCGGGAGAGUAUCCUUUGCAUCUGGAUGAAAGAGGUGCGAGAGACGCUGGUCCCGUGCUCCACUCACUUCUCCCUCAGCAGCUUCUUGUCCAGCCCAACGAUGGUGCGUGAGUGGAACUUGCAGGGCCUCCCGUCCGACAGCUUCUCCAGCGACAAUGGAGUCAUUGUCACCCGAGGGAACAGGUGGCCUCUAAUGGUAGAUCCACAAGGACAAGCCACCAAAUGGAUCAAAAGCAUGGAGUCUUCAAAGGGUCUAAAAGUGAUUGACCUCCAAAUGUCAGAUUUCAUGCGGACUCUGGAGCAAGCCGUGCAGUUUGGCUUUCCCGUGCUCCUACAGAAUGUCCAGGAAGAGCUGGACCCCUCAUUGGAUCCCAUCCUAAAUAAGUCUGUUACUAGAGUGGGGGGAAAGCUGCAGAUCCGACUCGGUGAUAAAGACAUUGUGUAUAACCCCGAAUUCCGAUUCUACAUCACAACCAAACUGUCCAACCCACAUUACACUCCCGAGAUCAGUUCCCAGACGACAAUUGUCAACUUCGCUGUGAAAGAGCAGGGACUGGAGGCUCAGUUAUUGGGCAGUGUUGUUAGGAAGGAGCGUCCUGAGCUGGAGGAGCAGAAACAGUCUCUGGUACUGAAUAUUGCAGCAGGAAAACGUAAACUGCAGGAGCUGGAGGAUGAGAUAUUGAGGCUCCUCAAUGAAGCCACCGGGUCUCUCCUGGACGACGUGCAACUGCUCAACACUCUACAGACGUCUAAAGUGACAGCCACAGAAGUGAGUGAGCAGCUGGAGAGCAGCGAGGAGACCGAGGAGAAGAUCGACACAGCCCGAGAGGCAUACCGUCCCUGUGCCCAGCGUGCCUCCCUCCUCUUCUUCGUCCUCAACGACCUCGGGCGAAUAGAUCCCAUGUACCAGUUCUCCUUGGAUUCCUACACUGAUCUCUUCCACCUGAGCAUCGACAAGAGCAAACGCAGCUCCAACGCGGAGGAGAGAAUCGCCAACCUCAACGACUGGCACACCUAUGCCGUAUACAGAUACACGUGCCGCGCUCUCUUUGAGCGCCACAAGCUGCUCUUCAGUUUCCAGAUGUGCGCCAAGAUCCUGGAGGUGGCAGGGAAGCUCAAUAUGGACGAAUACAACUUCUUCUUGCGUGGGGGGGUGGUUCUGGACCGGGAGGAACAGAUGGACAACCCCUGCUCUGCGUGGCUCUCUGAUACCAACUGGGAUAAUAUCACGGAGCUGGAUAAGUUGGCCAACUUCCAUGGCAUCAUGAACUCAUUUGAGCAGUACCCACGAGACUGGCACCAGUGGUACACCAGCCCAGAGCCAGAGAAUGCCUGCCUGCCGGGUGAGUGGGAGAACUCGUGCAGUGAGGUGCAGAGGAUGUUGAUCGUACGAUCUCUGCGCCAGGACCGUGUGGCCUUCUGUGUCACCUCCUUCAUCAUCAACAACCUCGGCUCCAAAUUUACUGAACCCCCAGUGCUGGAUAUGAGGGCGGUGGUGGAGGACUCCCUGCCCCGCUCUCCUCUGGUCUUUGUAUUGUCUCCUGGAGUGGAUCCUACGGGGGCGCUAUUGCAGCUGGCAGAACAAUGUGGGAUGGCACAGAAUUUCCACGCUCUGUCACUUGGGCAAGGUCAGGCCCCCAUCGCCACACGCAUGAUCAAAGAAGGAGUGAAGGAUGGACACUGGGUCUUCCUGGCCAAUUGCCACCUGUCCCUAUCAUGGAUGCCCCAGCUGGACAAACUGGUAGAGCAGCUGCAGAUAGAGGAUCCGCACCCAAACUUCAGGCUGUGGCUCAGCUCCAGUCCCCACCCAGAUUUCCCCAUCUCCAUCCUUCAAGCCAGCAUCAAGAUGACCACAGAGCCACCCAAGGGCUUACGGGCAAACAUGACGCGACUCUACCAGCUGAUCACGGAGCAACAGUUCAGCCACUGCACCAAAUCCUCCGGCUACCGACGCCUGCUCUUCUCCCUCUGCUUCUUCCAUAGUGUUUUACUGGAGAGAAGGAAGUUCCUCCAGCUCGGCUGGAACAUUGUCUACGGCUUCAAUGACUCAGACUUUGAGGUGUCUGAGAACCUGCUGAGUUUGUACCUGGACGAGUAUGAGGAGACACCAUGGGACGCUCUUAAAUACCUCAUUGCUGGUGUCAACUAUGGGGGUCAUGUGACUGACGACUGGGAUAGACGGCUGCUGAGUACCUACAUCAAUGACUACUUCUGUGAACCAGCACUGAGCAACCAGUUCUACAGGCUCUCCUCCUUGGACACAUAUUAUAUUCCUCGGGAUGGACCUCUGCCCUCAUAUAAAGAGUUCAUCUCCCUGCUCCCCGCUGUCGAUCACCCUGAGGCCUUUGGGCAACACCCCAAUGCAGACAUAGCCAGUCAGAUCACAGAGGCUCGCACAUUAUUUGACACUCUCCUGUCUCUGCAACCUCAGAUAACUCCAAGCGCCCAGGGAGGAGGGCAGACUCGGGAGGAGAAGGUACUGGAGUUACUGUGUGACGUGCGGGACAAGAUUCCACCGGAAAUCGAUUAUGAGGGAACUUGCAAAGUGCUCAGUGGUGACCCCAACCCUCUAAAUGUGGUGUUACUGCAAGAAAUACAGAGAUACAAUACUCUGCUCGACACAAUCAGGUUUUCUCUCAAUGAUCUGGAGCGGGGGAUACAGGGUCAGGUGGUGAUGUCGACGGAGCUGGAGGAAAUAUUCACUUGUAUUUAUGAUGCCCGGGUGCCGCCACUGUGGGAGAAGGCGUACCCCUCCCUGAAACCUUUAGCCGCCUGGACUCGGGAUCUGGUUCUCCGUGUGGAUCUGUUUUCUCAUUGGGCAAAGACGGCUCAUCCCCCAGUCCUGUUCUGGCUGUCGGCCUUCACCUUCCCCACCGGAUUCCUAACGGCAGUGUUACAGAACGCAGCCAGGCAGAAUAAUAUCUCCAUUGACUCCCUGUCAUGGGAAUUCAUUGUGUCCACUGUGGAUGACAACAACCUGGUGUAUCCUCCAAAGGACGGUGUGUGGAUUCGUGGCCUCUACCUUGAGGGUGCCGGUUGGGAUAAGAAGAAUUCCUGUCUGAUUGAGGCUGAGCCGAUGCAAUUGGUCUGUCCUCUGCCGACUGUGCACUUCAGACCCACAGAGAGUCGCAAGAAGAGCAGCAAAGGUCUCUACUCGUGCCCGUGUUACUAUUACCCAGUCCGGGCUGGUUCCUCUGGUCGGGCCUCAUUUGUCAUCGGGGUGGAUCUCCGUUCUGGGGCAUCAGCUGCGGAACAUUGGAUCAAGAGAGGGACAGCUCUGCUGAUGAGCCUGGACAGCUAGGGUUAAACCUCAUGGUACUUGAACCCGGCACAAUAGCAAACCCAAUGCUGUGGCACAAUGAUGCCAACUACCUGGCACAGCAGGGAGAUCAGACCUCUCCUUAGAACUAUGUACCCGUACCCCUCAAUAUAGUGUCCCUCUUGCUCAGCACUCCCCUCCCCCGUUCCCCCCCCAUGCCUAUUCAGUUCUGAUGCCCACCAGCUUGGCAUCACCCUCCGACCGCUCUCUACCAUCUGUGCCUUUGUCAUAACUCUACUUUGUCUUAUGUAAAGAGCAAUAUAUAUUAUAUUUAAUGACAUAUUCUUGCA